AUGUUGCGUGAUAUUGAAUUUGCUUCCGAACAGCGUAUAAAUAACUCAAUAAAGAUUUUUAUUGAACAGAAAAUUCCUUAUAAUACCUUGGCUAUUGAACCCAUACGAUUAACACGCAACACAUUUCGUGAGCGAAUACCAUCAAUAAACGCUAAAACAUCACAGUAUUUAUUUAAGCGAUUACAACAAAAUCAUUGGUUAAAUUCUUAUGAUAUAUUAAUGUACAAUCCACGACGUAAAUUUAUAUGGAAGACAUUUUUAUUGCCUGCAACAAUAAAUGACGUUGGCAAUGAAGACAUAUUCAAAAACAUAAAUCAAAAUAAAAAUCAAAUAUCUGAAUUUUUAAAUACGCUUUAUGGCGAACAUGAAAUAAGCUAUGAACGUUCAUUUGAAGCAUUAAAUUGGCUUAAAGAAAUUAACGUUUCAUCUAAACUUCCAACAGAUUCAAAUAAUUGA
This is a messenger RNA of Rotaria sp. Silwood1, 456 nucleotides long. NCBI's taxonomy places the organism in Eukaryota, Metazoa, Rotifera, Eurotatoria, Philodinida, Philodinidae. The record is from the annotation of a GenBank genome assembly.